CAAAGGCUGAAGCUGCUCCCUUUGCCACAUUAGAACUAGCAGGGGAUCCUCACCGACCAUGGCCACAGCUGCCUCGAAUCCCUACAGCAUUCUCAGUUCCAGCUCCCUGGUCCAUGCAGACUCUGCGGGCAUGCAGCAGGGGAGUCCUUUCCGAAACCCUCAGAAACUUCUCCAAAGUGAUUACUUGCAGGGAAUUCCGAGCAAUGGGCAUCCACUAGGGCAUCACUGGGUGACCAGUCUGAGCGACGGAGGCCCAUGGUCCUCCACACUGGCCACCAGCCCCCUGGACCAGCAGGACGUGAAGCCUGGGCGCGAAGAUCUACAGCUGGGAGCGAUCAUCCAUCACCGCUCGCCUCAUGUCGCCCACCACUCUCCGCACACUAACCACCCGAAUGCCUGGGGGACAAGCCCUACUCCAAACCCGUCCAUUACGUCGAGCGGCCAACCCCUUAACGUGUACUCACAGCCGGGCUUCACUGUAAGCGGCAUGCUGGAUCACGGGGGGCUCACCCCACCGCCGGCCUCUGCCUCCGCACAGAGCCUACAUCCCGUGCUUCGGGAGCCCCCAGACCACAACGACCUAGCCUCGCACCACUGCCAGGACCACUCGGACGAGGAGACACCAACCUCGGAUGAGUUGGAACAGUUCGCCAAACAGUUCAAACAAAGAAGAAUCAAGUUGGGCUUCACGCAGGCCGACGUGGGGCUGGCGCUGGGCACACUGUACGGCAAUGUGUUCUCGCAGACAACCAUCUGCAGGUUCGAGGCCUUGCAACUGAGCUUCAAGAACAUGUGCAAGCUGAAGCCGCUGCUGAACAAGUGGCUGGAGGAGGCUGAUUCGUCCACGGGGAGCCCGACCAGCAUUGACAAGAUAGCCGCGCAGGGCCGCAAGCGCAAGAAGAGAACCUCCAUUGAGGUGAGUGUCAAGGGCGUACUGGAGACGCAUUUCCUCAAGUGUCCCAAGCCUGCCGCGCAGGAGAUUUCCUCGCUGGCAGACAGCCUCCAGUUGGAGAAAGAAGUGGUGCGUGUCUGGUUCUGUAAUCGAAGACAGAAAGAGAAAAGAAUGACUCCACCAGGGGAUCAGCAGCCACAUGAGGUUUAUUCGCACACCGUGAAAACAGACACGUCCUGCCACGAUCUCUGACUGCAGGAAGCAAGCAAUAGACCUGCCGCACUGGGAGCAGCGUGGAUUUCUCUUUCUCACUCCCUUCCUUUCACUCCAGCUUUAUUAUGAAUCAAUCUCUCUCUCUCUCUCUCU
Pteropus alecto (black flying fox) is the source of this 1258-nucleotide messenger RNA. It is a transcript of the gene POU3F4, whose product is annotated as POU class 3 homeobox 4. The transcript has a single exon. Lineage: Eukaryota; Metazoa; Chordata; Mammalia; Chiroptera; Pteropodidae. The record is from RefSeq and is a predicted model, not a curated record. Gene Ontology annotation, molecular function: DNA-binding transcription factor activity, RNA polymerase II-specific; RNA polymerase II cis-regulatory region sequence-specific DNA binding. Gene Ontology annotation, cellular component: nucleus. Bases 59 to 1144 code for a protein of 361 amino acids. Gene Ontology annotation, biological process: regulation of transcription by RNA polymerase II; brain development.